AUGCGAGGCAUGAGCACGGCCUGGCUGCUGGGGGGCGCCAUCCUGCUGGCGGCCUCCGUCUCCUGCAGUCACACCAUCCAAGGAACCAAUAGAACCUCCAAAGGAAGAAGUCUCAUUGGUAAAAUUGAGAGCUCCUCUCAGAUCACUGGGAAAGGAGUUAACGUGGAACCAGGCUUUUCUGUGGAUGAGUUUGCUGCCUCCGUCCUCACUGGAAAACUGACCACCGUCUUUCUUCCAGUUGUCUACACAAUUGUAUUUGCGAUUGGUUUGCCAAGUAAUGGCAUGGCUCUGUGGGUCUUUCUUUUCCGAACGAGGAAGAAGCACCCUGCUGUGGUUUACAUGGCCAAUCUAGCCUUGGCAGACCUCCUCUCUGUGAUCUGGUUCCCUUUGAAGAUUGCAUAUCACAUACAUGGCAACAACUGGAUUUACGGGGAAGCUCUUUGCAAAGUACUCAUUGGCUUUUUCUAUGGCAACAUGUACUGUUCCAUUCUCUUCAUGACCUGCCUCAGUGUGCAGAGGUAUUGGGUCAUUGUGAAUCCCUUGGUGCACCCCAGGAAGAAGGCAAACAUUGCCUUUGGGCUCUCGCUGGGAAUAUGGCUUCUGAUUCUGCUGGUCACCAUCCCCUUGUAUGUCGUGAGGCAGACUGUGUACAUUCCAGCCCUUAACAUCACAACCUGCCAUGAUGUGUUGCCUGAGGAGGUGUUGGUAGGGGACAUGUUCAAUUAUUUCCUCUCUCUGGCCAUCGGAGUCUUUCUGUUCCCAGCCUUCCUCACAGCCUCUGCCUAUGUGCUGAUGAUCCGAACACUCCGGUCUUCUGCGAUGGAUGAAAACUCGGAAAAGAAGAGGCAGAGAGCCAUCAAACUCAUUGUCACCGUCCUGGCCACCUACCUGAUCUGCUUCACUCCUAGUAACCUUCUGCUUGUGGCCCAUUAUUUCCUGAUUAAAACCAGGAGCCAGAGCCACGUCUACGCCGUGUACAUUUUAGCUCUCUGUCUUUCCACGCUCAACAGCUGCAUUGACCCCUUCGUCUAUUACUUUGUUUCCCAAGACUUCAGGGAUCACGUGAAGAAUGCACUCCUCUGUCGAAGUGUCCGUACUGUGCAGCAGAUGCAGAUAUCCCUCACGUCACAGAAGUUCUCCAGGAAGUCCAGCUCUUACUCUUCGAGUUCAACCAGUGUUAAGACCUCUUACUGAGUUAUUCAGCAUCUCUGUAAAACCACGGGGGGAUUUGGAGCCUGCUUAAUGUACCAGUGUGUUUCUGUUGUUCUCUGACCCAGUGGAUCUCACCACACACCAUAUAUAUGGAGCACCUCUGAGGAUGGCUAGAAGCUUCCCUGUUAGCAUGAGGGAAGUCUCCCAAAUCAACCAAGAUGGCAGUUUCAGAAUUCCUCUCUUCAGGUACUUCCGGAAAUGGAACUAACAGAAGCAGACUUCUCAGAAGGCAGUGAGAAAACAGAAGCUCAGGGCCACUAGUUCUUACCAGUGCUGACGUGAAGGCACAGUUCGUAGGAGAACGUUAAAGCCAUGUGGCAGCUUCCGUGUCCUCUGAGAUGAGCAGAUCAAGGGACUGACUGUACAGAUGAGGAAAGUGAGGAGGUGAAGAAGCUACGCGAUUCAGGGUCGCUUCCAUUCCAACCAGGGGCAGCGGUUAGGAUUGGACUGUAGACUUAGUGCAUUCACUGGGGUUCUACACCUCCUGUGGAUCUUGUUUAAAAAUGCGGGUUCAUCAGACUCAGGAAUGAGAGGGCUCAGGGUCUGAGGUAACUGCAUUUUAACAGGAUUCUGCCACGCACACUCGGGCUCACCCAGGUUUGAGAACCGCCGGUCUGGGUCCCAAGGGAGAAGCAAACUGCUGUGUGUCUCUUCUGUGAGAAUACAUUGAAGAUUUUAAAUGUGGAAACACAAAGUUCGUGUAACUUUAUAUCGACUCAAUCUUCAGGUGUUCUGAGAUAUAGAUGGUUUCAGAGUAAGAGGGGAUUUUACCACUUAGUGUUUUCUAGAAUUAUAGUUGAAUUAUUUAUUGUCAGUUUUUUUUUUCACUUGCUACAAAUACGAAAUUGUAAUGCCUUCACUAUAUUUGAGCCACAUCUGUUUGGAAAAGAAUGCAAAAGAGAUGUGAUUUGUAAUAUAUUUAGGGGGUACGUAUUCCAAACUGAAUUUAUAUAACUUGUAUUUGUGAAUUUUUGGAAAUAAUCUCAUUGUAAUGAUUGAUUUAUAAAUAACACAUGACCCUUUUUUACAAC
Enhydra lutris kenyoni (northern sea otter) is the source of this 2243-nucleotide messenger RNA. Its product is annotated as F2R like trypsin receptor 1. Gene Ontology annotation, molecular function: thrombin-activated receptor activity. Bases 1 to 1194 code for a protein of 397 amino acids. Lineage: Eukaryota; Metazoa; Chordata; Mammalia; Carnivora; Mustelidae. The transcript has 2 exons. The record is from RefSeq and is a predicted model, not a curated record. Gene Ontology annotation, biological process: positive regulation of Rho protein signal transduction; thrombin-activated receptor signaling pathway; blood coagulation. Gene Ontology annotation, cellular component: membrane.